GAGGAGGAAAGCUGAAGAGCAUGCGGAGCAGCAGCCCAAAGAGGCUGAAAUCUGGUUUGAUGACGUCGAUCCAAAAGAUAUUGAAGCAGCAAUAGGACCCGAAGCAUCAAAAAUUGCCAGAAGAAAUCUCGGACUUGAAACAGGCCCAUCCAAACUGUCUGUGGAGCAGGUGCUGGUUAAAGAAAAGGCUUCCGAAGGGCUGACACGGGCUGUCGCCAUGGACUGCGAGAUGGUGGGAGUGGGACCCAAGGGGGAAGACAGCAUUGUGGCUCGCGUCUCCCUCGUCAACCAGUUUGGAAAGUGCAUUUAUGACAAAUAUGUCAAGCCCACAGAGGAGGUGACCGAUUACAGAACAGCUGUUAGUGGCAUACGCCCUGAGAAUAUAAGUAAAGGUGAAGAUUUUAAAACAGUUCAGAAGGAGGUUGCUGAAAUCUUGAAUGGAAGGAUUUUGGUUGGACACGCUUUACGCAAUGAUCUAAAGGUCCUAUUUCUUGAUCACCCUAAGAAGAAAAUACGUGACACGCAAAGAUACAAGCCUUUCAGACAGAGAGUCAAGGCUACACGGCCAUCAUUGAAACUGCUCUGUGAGAAACUGCUAAAUGUUCAAGUGCAGACAUCAGAGCACUGCUCGAUUCAGGACGCACAAGCAGCUAUGAGACUGUACACCCUGGAGAAAAAGAAAUGGGAAGCUGCUGUUAAGAACAAACCUAACAACAAAAAUCAUAAAACUUGAAUGGUUUUCAUCAGCAGCAUUUGCUGGUUUCAUGUCACAUUCCAGGAGAAAAUUCAGAGAAGCCAGAACUGACAGCAGCUACUUCAUAAAAUCAAUCAAAAGACAGUAAUUCCUAACCUGGUACAUGAGUGCUACGAGAAUACUGCUCAUCCCCCCUUUCUGGAUGGUACCUAAGCCUAAUGCCUGCUACUGUGUUUAAACAAUACCUUAACAAAUGCCUGGCAUUUGUGAGGUACUUCAUCAGUUCCAUUUCUGCAACUUGACACAUACACUGAAGAAAAAGCGUUUUUAAAUUAAUACAGAUGAAGGAAGAAAUAGUCAUCGCUUUGCUGAAACUCCCAAGACUAAAAUCUUUAUUUCAGAUAUUUUCAAGUCAACAAAGUAAGGCACAUUCUUAAAUUGUUGCUGUUAGUCUCACAGUUGCGGUAUCUAAAUCAACAGAAUAUGUAUUAAUGGCCCAAUAUUAAUCUUUCUGGUGAGAAAAAUACUGAAAUAUUUCUGGGGGAUCCAGGCUUUUAUAUCUGAACCAGCAGCAUACGAGUCUUAUUCUUAUACAGGAAGACUUUCUUUACUCCUGCAGUUUCAGAAGCGCUGCAUCCACAAGGGUCAUUAUCUCCUGGAGAGAAAUGAGAAUUGUCAAAUAAAUACAAGAUUACCUUGUUGCUUCACUUAUUUUUAUAUUCCUUUAUUAAUAAAAAUGGUGUGUCUAACAUAGGCCUUUAAAGUCAGUGGUGUUUUAAACAGAUGUGGGGUCUGGUUCUUCAAAAUCCAAAGCAAAUGUAAUUACCAGGCUGAAUACUAAUGCUGUGAUUUAAAUAAUCUAAAUGGUUACUGGAAGGUAACAAGGAAUGGGUUUCAGAGGCUAAACCAAAACUGAAGAGCAAAGCUAUAAGAUUAACCAGUUCUAUUGGUUUCAUGAGAAAACUUGUAUUUAAUGGUUUCUUGACAGGAAGCCAUUGCAGUAUUAGUGUAACACAUUAAAUAGCCUGAGUAACUUUGCUGUUUCUGGUGUUUCAAAUGUGUGUUUUUUUCAGUAUGAAUCCUUGUUGGAAUUUAAUAUGUUAAGUCUUCAGGCAGGCAAGCUGUCACAAGGGUUUUGUUUGUUGGGUUUGUGUUUUUCUAAGAAUGUCACUUAUAAAGCAAAAAUAAUUGGAUGUAA
Calidris pugnax (ruff) is the source of this 1892-nucleotide messenger RNA. RefSeq names its product REX4 homolog, 3'-5' exonuclease (gene REXO4). Gene Ontology annotation, biological process: rRNA processing; DNA catabolic process. NCBI's taxonomy places the organism in Eukaryota, Metazoa, Chordata, Aves, Charadriiformes, Scolopacidae. Gene Ontology annotation, molecular function: 3'-5' exonuclease activity; nucleic acid binding. Gene Ontology annotation, cellular component: nucleus. The transcript is spliced from 7 exons. Bases 218 to 733 code for a protein of 171 amino acids. The record is from RefSeq and is a predicted model, not a curated record.